GAUUUCGUGGAGCAGUAAGCUUUGUCAAGUCACAGUGAGACGCUCGAUAGGCAGUCUAGAAAAUCUUCGCAUUAUUUGAUCAGAAUAAUGCUUGCCACUUUUUACGAAUUAUUUUAAGAUCAAAGACAAGGCAUUACACAGAUUCAUCUCCCGUGUUUGUGUUUUGCGUGGCGUGACGACAACAGCGUUGUCUCCCCCUCGAGCGCAACUAGUCCAGACAUGAGUAACGUUAAUCUGAUUUUCUGGGACCACUUGCAGGCUGGCAGCUCCGAUGUGGAUUGGUGUGAAGGCAAUUACCUUAUUUAUCCUAGCAUCGCAGAGUUUUACAACACGAUCAGCAACAUUUUGUUUUUUGUUUUGCCCCCCAUACUAAUGUGCUUGUUUCGCCAAUAUGCAACACAUUUCAACAGUGGGAUUUACCUCAUUUGGACUCUGCUGGUCGUGGUGGGUAUCGGAUCAACAUACUUCCACGCUACCCUCAGCUUCCUGGGCCAGAUGCUGGAUGAGUUGGCCAUCUUAUGGGUGCUCAUGUGUGCCAUUGCCAUGUGGUUCCCUAAAAGAUACUUACCCAGGAUAUUCAGGAGAGAUCGGUCGAGGUUCAAAGUGGUCAUCGGCAUCCUGUCAGGGAUCACUACAGGGUUGGCCUUUGUUAAACCUGUUGUAAACUCCUUGUCGCUCAUGACUCUUGGCAUCCCGUGCACCGUGCUGCUCAUCACCGAGCUUAAAAGGUGUGAAAACCCACGUGUGUUCAAGCUGGGUCUGAUCUCAGGGAUCUGGUGGGCUCUGGCACUACUCUGCUGGCUCAGUGACAAGAUUUUCUGUGAAAUGUGGUCAUCUGUAAACUUUCCCUACCUACACUGUGCUUGGCACAUCCUCAUUUGUCUGGCUUCCUACUUGGGUUGUGUCUGCUUCGCCUACUUCGACGUUGCGAGCGAGGCUCCGGAGCGAGGUCCAGUCAUCAUGUUCUGGCCCAACGAGAAAUGGGCCUUCAUUGGCGUCCCCUACGUUUCAUUCCUCUUUGUGCAUAAGAAGUCGGCUAUCAAGGUGACUUAAGGUGAUCCACGUCUGCUCAGCUGGUUGCACUUUAGCAUUUCUCACCGUGCCGUGUCCCUACAAGAUUUAUCACCAGACCGCUUGCCUCCUGUAAACUGUUCGGAUUGGAUCACAGUGGUCUUUAUAACCAAGUAGUACUUCUGCAGCACUGUCAAAAGAACGAAACCUGCCACAAACAACGCAACUUGGGGGACAUUGCUGGUGGCUUCCUACGAUGUCAGUCUUUUAAACAUGCAUUGAAGUUUGCCAGGAGGAGCAUGUGAAAUGUUAUUAAAAGUAUUAUGCAUUUUCCGCUUUAUUAAAUAGUUUGUAAAUGUUUUUGUAACUCAGAAUACAAAUGUAAAGUAUCAUAUUGCCUUUACAAAUAAACUGCAUCUAAUAGGUGCACUCUGGCCGUUAUGACACCAGCAUUAUAGACUAUAAUGCACUGGAUACAACAACUGUGAUUAUUUCAUCAUAUACAAAAUGAGCUGCUCAGUGCAACUCUUCCACUGAUGUCUUUGAUACCAGCAUGAUAAUGUGGUUGAUUGGAAUGCUACAGUACAAAAAUUGCCAAACCUAUUCUUGUACUUUAUUAACCAAUGAUGUCUUUGUAUAUUAAUCAAUGAAGAGCCAUAUACCCAAAAUGUCAAAAAGUGAAUGUCGACAUCAAAAUGGAUUGGAAUUAGCAAAGGACAAACAGAAAACUACUAACACAACAUUUCAGGUCCAUUGUUUGUCUUUCAUUUUAAUUUGUUAAGCUGCAAGUAACUUUCAUAUGUUUUGUAACUGUUUUAUAUUGAUGGAAGUUUUUAGCAGACAUCUCAAAUAAUGUCAUGGUCUCUAGGGUUUAUUCAUUCCAGAUUCAGUAUGUGAGACUAUAAACUUGGAAAAUGUAUGACAAUUAUGUGCAAAGCCUAAAUCAAACUGGAUAAUAGAUUUCCGAAGAAAACAAAAUUGCAAAGCUCUCCUGUAAACAUGGUACAGGAUAUACUGUAUGCUGUCCAAAGUUAGUAUAUAUUUCCUCCUAAGGGAAGCAGAGUAGGCUUAUUGCAUGAAGUCACAAACUGAUUUAUUCAUUAGAUUAGUUGAUAAAAUAAUUGGACAGAUUUUUAAUGUCCAGUAUAAGGCUGUUUAUUUGAGCAAAAAUCAGGCGAGUGUUAAAUUUUUAAAGGGAAACAUGGCUGCCAAAGAGCUUUUAAAAAAAAAAAAAAAAAAAAAAAAAAAGCUUCAGGUCAAAUGAUUGUGUUCCAUGAGAGAAAACUGCCUCGAACUAACUCACAUGCACACAUGAAGGCUCAAAUGAAGAAUUGAAACAGAAACCUUUGUCCUGAUGAUAGUGCUAUAUAUAGACCCAAAAAUAAUUUAAAUAUAAUACAAAAAAUAGAAAUUAAAAAAUGUAUACAAAUCAUAUGAAAUAUGCGGUUUUAAUAUUGUAUUAUUACUACCUUUGUAUUGCCAAAUACUAUUAUAUUUUUAUUGUAUCCUCCAGACAUGCAAUAUUGGCAAUGUGAGCAAUGUCUUCUUGUGGAGCUGAAGAAUACAUGAUUGUGUAGUUUUGAAUGAAUUGCCGUGUACAUUGUGCAAAAAAAUUAUUUAAGUGAUAUUUGAAAACUGUUUUUUAUGAUCACAAAGCAAUAUUUGGUGUAUUUUUACAUGGACUUUUGUGUAUGUUGUUUUUUCCUUCAUCGGCGACACAGAAUUAUUUAUUUUCAUAAUUUAUCCUGUUUUGUAAACAAAUAUUUGUAACAGAUUAUAAUAUUGGUACUUUAUUUUAUGCAAUAAAUGGAGCCAAUGACUCCCACAUCC
Phycodurus eques (leafy seadragon) is the source of this 2841-nucleotide messenger RNA. RefSeq names its product alkaline ceramidase 2 (gene acer2). The transcript has 6 exons. Lineage: Eukaryota; Metazoa; Chordata; Actinopteri; Syngnathiformes; Syngnathidae. Gene Ontology annotation, cellular component: membrane. The coding region runs from base 220 to 1053 and encodes 277 amino acids. Gene Ontology annotation, biological process: ceramide metabolic process. Gene Ontology annotation, molecular function: hydrolase activity, acting on carbon-nitrogen (but not peptide) bonds, in linear amides. The record is from RefSeq and is a predicted model, not a curated record.